Messenger RNA from Racocetra persica, 168 nucleotides. The record is from the annotation of a GenBank genome assembly. NCBI's taxonomy places the organism in Eukaryota, Fungi, Glomeromycota, Glomeromycetes, Diversisporales, Gigasporaceae.
AUGAAAGAAACAAUCCCAAAGUAUACACCAGGUUUACGUGAAGCUGUAAGAAAAUCUGAAAAUGAUGAGUUGAAAAUUUUUCAGAAAGAAUGGGAAGAGCACUUAUUAGACGAAGAUAAAUUAAUUGAAAAUGGUUCCAAAAAUAAAAAAUGGUGGUGGAAAAAAUGA